CUACAACGCUGCGAUCAGCGCGUGCGAGAAGGGCGCGCAGUGGCAGCGGGCGCUUGUGCUGCUGUGCGAGAUGUGGGAGGUAAAGCUGCAGCCCAACUCAUCAGCUACAGCGUUGGGAUCAGUGCGUGCGAGAAGGGCGAGCAGUGGCAGCGGGCGCUGGCGCUUUUGAGCGAGAUGAAGGAGGUGAAGCUUGAGCCCAACGACUUCAGCUAUAGCGCUGGGGUCACCGCGUGCGAGAAGGGUGGGCAGUGGCAACAGGCGCUGAGCAUUCUCAGAACCGUACGUCUGAGAAAGUUGGACGUUGACUUCAUGGCCUACGGAAAUACAGCCAGCAUGUGCGAGCAAGGCGGGCAAUGGAGCCAAGCGUUGGCUUUAUUGGGGGAGGUGCGUGACUUAGUUACAGGGGAAUGA
This is a messenger RNA of Prorocentrum cordatum, 411 nucleotides long. The record is from the annotation of a GenBank genome assembly. NCBI's taxonomy places the organism in Eukaryota, Dinophyceae, Prorocentrales, Prorocentraceae.